Messenger RNA from Wyeomyia smithii (pitcher-plant mosquito), 3139 nucleotides. Its product is annotated as cilia- and flagella-associated protein 58. Gene Ontology annotation, cellular component: cytoskeleton. Lineage: Eukaryota; Metazoa; Arthropoda; Insecta; Diptera; Culicidae. Bases 278 to 2974 code for a protein of 898 amino acids. The transcript has 7 exons. The record is from RefSeq and is a predicted model, not a curated record.
AUUUGCUCCGCUACAAUCUGCAAAUUUGUACCUGUCAAAACACAGAAAAAGAAAACACCUGCACAACCUGUUGCUAUCCUUUGUCUUGACCUGUGUCUGCGGUUGCCCCACAUCGACACGCGCCGAGCGUAAAACAGAACCGUUUCCUUGGUGUUCGGCAACGGCGGAAUUGUUAGCAGAAAUAACCAACCUCGAAAAUUUUCACUCGGCAGUGGAUAACCAAAGGCUUCGAAAGUGUGGCGUGGCAUAUUUUUUAUCCCAUUUAUAAACAUCUGAAAUGGAUCAAAUUGUGGAGGAAAGUGGUGAGGAUUCGCAGGCUCCGGAAUCCACCUUUGAGGAUGAUUUGAUCCCGAAGGAUAUCUCUGAUGAGUUUUUCGAAGAGAUCUGCGCUAAGGCGAAUUUGACCGUGAAAGAUUUGCAGGGAAACCAGCAGUAUGCUUUGGCAGAGGAUUUCCAGAAAAUACUACUAACGUGUCAGCAGCUGCGGCAACAACUGCUAGAUGAACAGGAGAAGAUUGGAAGAAUGCAGGGCGAAGUGGCGGCUGCUGCUGGGAGGGUUGCCCAAGCAAUCUCAAUUUCUCAACGUGAUCAGGAUAAGAUUCAGGCGCUGCGAUCGGAAAUCGAGGAAGCCUGGAAGCGCGCGGAUGCGGCCCAAACACGAGAGCAGACGGCCCAAGAAGCGAUGAACCAGAUGCGCGAGAAGCUGGAGAAACUGACUGUCGAGUCAGACCGACACGGCGACAAGGAAGAUGAGGUAGGUGCGGCGAUGGGUAAGCAUAAGGAAAGUAUUUUGCGCGAACGCGACCGCCUGUUCGCGGAGGUUGAAGAGCUGAAUAGACGGUUACACAUUCAACGCGUUUAUGUUGAAGAGUUGGAAGCGAAACUAGGCGAUUCGGAAGCGAAGGUUAAGGAGCUGUACAAGGUAUUGGAUGAGACUUCCAACGAAGCGUUCCGGGAUAAACGUAUGCUGGAAAAUCUGCAUGCUCAACACACGGAGGUGACGGCUGAGCUGGCGACAAAGACGGAUGAGGCUCAGCAUUUUAAGGCGCAGGCUGAAGCCAGUCAUAAGACCACGUUGCAGCAGGGCAUGCAAAUGGCGGCGAUUCGUACCACACUGGAGCGGCUCACGACAAGUAACAACCUGCUGCAGGUGAAGCUAGCGAAGGCUCAGGGAGACUUCGAAAACAUGGUUCAACUGAAGGAGAAAGUAACUAACGAACUGAACACCAAAGUCAACAUUCUAAAGCUGAAAGAGGAUGAAAAUAAUAAAUUUAGACUGGAGAAUGCCAAGCUGGCUAAGAGCAAGGAGCUGCUGCAGAAAAAGAUACUGACUAUCGAGACGGCGAAAAGUGCACUGGAUCAGGAGGUGGCGAAACAUAAGAACACCAUCGUCACCUUCGAGAAGGAACGCGAUGCUACCAAAAAAGCUUUCGAUAUGGCCAAGAAACAAACCGACGCAGUUCUGCGAGAACGUGACCUUACUCGGAAGGAUCUGAUUAAGUCAAAUAAGACCAUCUCGGAUUUGAUGGAUCAAAUUGUGUUGUUAGAGAAGCAGCAGAAGACGUUGGAAAAUGAAAUCAAAGCGCACCAGGGAGUGGCACAGAAGCAGAGUAUGGUUCUGCUGAAGGUUGAAAAGGAUCGGGACCGUAAUGCGGAGGAGGUUCAAAAUCUUAGUGACAAGGUGGAGCAAAUGAACGAAGAUGUUCUGUACAAGCAGAAUCAGAUCCUGGACCUCCGCGAGAAGCUCAAGGAAACCGAAACCAAGUUGUUCCAGUGUCAGAAUUUGUUGGAGCUGACACGGGGAGAGCGAAACAUCUUCGAGCGCGAUUUGGGCAUCUGCAUGAAGGAUAAUGAAAGCUUUAAGGAUCGACUAAAAACGUCAAUGCAUUCGGUAAAUCAGCUGAAAGACGAAAAUACUACCAAGGUUUCGGAGCUGUUCAAAGCGAACAAGACGAUCGAUAAGAUCGAGAAGGAAAAGCAAUCGCUCAAGACGGAAGUUCAGAACAUUUCAAUUGCACUGCAACACACCAAGUCUGAGCUAAGCGAGAAGAUGAUGGAAAAUGCGCGGUUGAACAAAACUCUAACAGAGGAUGCAGCCAGUAUGGUUCGACUUAAGAAGCAGCUGGACGGAGCGAUCAACGAAAAGGAUUUAGUGAAAAUGCAACUAACGCAACGAGUUGAGGAAAUAAAUAAUUUGAUGGAAAAGUGCAAUAUGUUAAAUAUGGCUUUAGAUCGAGGUGAAAAUCAGUACCGUGACCGUCUGGACGAUAUUCGGUUGCUUAAGAUCGAAAUAAACAAUUUACGAUCGCAGCGUAAUUUACUGGCAAGAGGCUUGGCAAAUACGGCGGACAUGCGACAAGAGGUGCUGCAAUUGAACCGAGUGCUCAAUCAGGAACGUGUGAAGGCGAGGGCUUUGGAGGAUGAGAUGCUGACACCGAUGAAUAUCCAUCGCUGGAGGAAACUAAGCGGAAAAGAUCCGGAGAAGAUGGAUCUGAUUGUGAAAGUUCAAACCCUGCAGCGAAGGGUCCUGUACCAGGCGGUCACCGUAUCCGAACAGGAGAAGACAAUCGAGGAGUCCGGAAAAGUGUAUGGCGAGUUGAAGGAAGUGGUCGAGAAGCUGCCCCAUCACAAAAUGAAGGAACAGCUAUGCGCAACGCAGCGUGCCCUCACAGCUAGAACGAAGAAGUUGAAGGCUCUGUCGGCGGAGAUUCGCAUCAAGGAGAAUGAUAGCAAAAGUCAGGAGUGCAUGGUUGAAGAGCUGAAAAAGUCCCUGAUGGAGACAAAAAAAGAGCUGGUGAAGGAGAAACGUGAAAAACAGAAGCUUGCACAAUCGGUGCGUGGAGCUCUUAUUCCAGGCUUCCGGAGUGGUGGGCGAUCACAGUCGCACCAAAGUGAGGUCAUCGUUAUCCACCAGCGGAACAGUCGUAGUGGUGGUUACCGUAUUAUGGGAUCCGGAUUUAAAGCCAUCUGCUAACGGUGAGAACAAUGGGUGGAGAAACUUUUUUUUUCUGCGUGUAUCAACAGGUCGCGAUCAAAUACUUUAUAUUUCCUAUUCUGCAGUGGACUGAGGAGUGACAAAUAAACAUUUAAAAUCGUAAAAACACGUUUCAUCUUUACCUGUUGCACGCUGUGAGGUAAG